Physcomitrium patens is the source of this 1937-nucleotide messenger RNA. Its product is annotated as B3 domain-containing protein Os03g0184500. NCBI's taxonomy places the organism in Eukaryota, Viridiplantae, Streptophyta, Bryopsida, Funariales, Funariaceae. Gene Ontology annotation, molecular function: DNA binding. The record is from RefSeq and is a predicted model, not a curated record.
AACAGGUGGGUUCAUCGCCGUUUUAUCAUCCAUAUGCCUCCUCAUCCUUGUCUCUUUCAUCCGUCGAGUGGAAUCAGAGCAAGCUGUACUGCAAGUCGAGGACGACGAUGCUCAAGAGAAGCGAGAGUGAUUCUCUUGAACCUUGGCGCCAAUGUACAGGUUUAUUUGCCGUGGAGGGGGGUGGAGCGUGUGUUUGGUAGGCGGAGACGAAAUGGCGGCGAUGUCGUACGAGGAGGCUCGGAAGCAACGGAUGGAUGAGAACAAGAGGAGGAUGGAGGAGCUUGGCUUAGUGGAUUUAUCGAAGAACUUGAAGCAGUUGAAACCGAAGAUUCCUGCAAAGAAGCCAGAGAAGCGGAAGAUUGAUUCGCAGGAAGCGCGACGAUCGUCGCGAGUCGCGUCGAAGCCUGUGGUGAGUUAUAAAGAGCAAUUGGACAGGGUGCGUGGGAUCCGUGAGACGAGAGUGAAGAAGAGCUCGUCGCGGCGAAAGCUGACAGAGUCUGCUCGCAUGGCUACCAUCGAGGCUGCGAACGAGGUUAUCAAGGGCAUCGAGUAUCCUGCAUUUGUAAAGCCCAUGCAGCAUUCUAAUACUUCCAAUAGCUUCUGGUUAGGAAUCCCAGCCGACUUUUGCAAGGAGCGUAUGCCACUGGCUGAUGAGAAGUUCAUUCUAGAGGACGAGAACGGAAAGGAGUGGGAGUGUUUGUAUCUUGCUCACAAAGAAGGCAUAACUGGUGGAUGGCGUAAAUUCCUGCUUGACAACGAAUUGGAGGACGGGGAUUGCUGCAUUUUCGAGCUUAAGAGCCCGCUUCGAUUUAAGGUCCAUGUUUUAAAGUGGGAUGAGGAAGAUAAUGAUUUGGAAGAAUUAGUUGGGAAGAAGUCAAGCAAGGCAGUGACCAAGAAGAAAUCAGGAAAGCGCAAAGCUCGGAGGUUUGAAAUUGAGGACGGAGAAGAAGAUGAGGACGAAGAAGACGAAGAGGACGACGACGAUGACGAAGAAUUUGAUAGUGAUAUUUGUGAUGAUGAUAGUGAUAGUCAUGAGGAUGAUGAGGAUAGUGAAGAUGAUUACUCCCCAAGGCUAACUGAGAAAGAGGUUGACACACUUGUAGCAGCUCCAUCGCGAGUGUCCCGAGUGCCGAAGCGCAAGACUGCUGAAGAGGAUGACGACGACAGCGAGGGUCAUACAACGACUUGAUAUGAAAUCCAAUAAGCAGAGAAUGAAGAAACUUGAUGACAUGAGUGAUCUUGAAAGUGGAGAAGACGGAGAGAAAGAACACACGGAUACAUGAAAUACCUGCUGUCGGUUCAAGAGGGAUUUAGCAGGUUCACAAGGUCUAUCUUCCGGUAAAGUGAUGAGAAACUUCUUAUCACGGUCUUUGCUACCUUCGCCAGCAAUAUGACGUAUGAAGUGUUGGAUAGGGUAGUCCAGGCAAUACUGGAAGCUGAAAGAGCCAUGAAGAUAGAACGGCUAUGGUAUCCUCGAAGUCUUUCUCUGACGUAUACCCUCGUAUCCAUCAGCUAGAAAUCUUUCAAGAACACUCCCCUGAGACCUAGUCUUUACAAUUUCUGGAGAACCAAGGGUUGGGAAUGUGAUAAGUUACGGUUCUGACCCAUGUACAAAGGAACCCAACGGAGCGGACCAUGUGGGAGGACAUGGCUGUAUAUCUCUUAAUAGUUUAGACCUUCUAUCGUUUAACUUAAAAUGAGAGCAGACGUUCUUGUGGACGAGUGGGACAGCUAUCCUGGCUGUGAUAAUAUGUUUCGGUGGUAUAGGGCUUUGCCUUCAUUGAAUUUGAGAAGUUCAUAUAGACUUAAUGGCACCACCAAGUGGUGCUAGGUGUAUUUUCAGUUUUGUUUUCUCGUAAUUAUAAAGUUCGUACAACCUUUGAACUCGUUUAAGGGUUUUUGGUAGUAUUGAACCCAGAAUGUUUGCAGGCUCUUCA